Molecule: messenger RNA, 1092 nt
Organism: Haemonchus placei
Lineage: Eukaryota; Metazoa; Nematoda; Chromadorea; Rhabditida; Trichostrongylidae
Source: the annotation of a GenBank genome assembly
AGCGUUAUAAAUGUGCUAGAAAAGCAGCUUAACCGACAUGACCACUCAAGAUGGACGAUGUUCGCAAUGUUCGGAGCCGAUUGGUGCCCUUACUCCAGUCAAUUGAAACCUAUAUUCAAGGAUGCCGCAGCGGACUACAAGUUGCGCAAUCCAACAGCAGAUGUCAUUUGGGCUUCAGUUGAUUGCGAUGAUCAGCAAGAUAUCUGUGAGCGUUUCUACGUGAAUAAGUACCCCACUAUGAAGCUUUUCGUCUUCGGCGAUAUGAUGAUCAAUGAAUAUAGAGGAGAACGAGCAAUGCGUUCUCUGUGUGAUUUCGUUGACGAACACUACAACGAUGCUAUUAAUAUUUUCAAUGACGAUCCUCGGCAAGAUUUGGACAAAGAGAAGGGAAAUGUGAUUGCGUAUAUUCGCAGAGGUAGUGAAGCUUACAAGAAUCUUCAUGUAAGUUAUAUACCACGAUGUAGCUGCAAGUACCAAAGCAGUGUACGUGAUAGAUAUAUGGUAACGAUAUUUAAGUUCAUCGGAAAUCUCGAAGACUAUGCAAAACUAAAGCAGUGGAUCAGUGACAAAUGUAUCCCUGUCGUUCGUGAGGUGACUUUCAAAAACGUCGAAGGUCUCACUGAAGAAGGCUUGCCAUUUCUUGUCUUUUUCCGUGAUCCAGCAAAAAAAGAAGAUGAGAAAAUCUUCGUUGAUGCGGUCAUUCGUGAGCUGUAUGAUACACGUAUGACGAUCAAUCCUUUAUUAGCUGAUGGCAAUGUUUUUUCUCAUCCGCUUCGACAUCUUGGUAAAACGUCAAAGGAUCUUCCCGUUCUUGCGAUUGACUCUUUCACACACAUGUAUCUCUUCCCGAAUGUCUCUCAGUUGGCUACGCCGGGAGUUCUGAAGCAGUUUGUUGAAGAUUUACACAGUGGCGUUUUACACCAGCGAUUCCAUGGAAAGCCAGAGAUUAGACGACAAAAGAUAUCAAAGUUCCUGGAUAAGCAAAAUACAGGAGAAGACCAUCAAGCUGCUCAAGAUCCACCGGAAUCAGUCUUCAAAGAACUGCGGCCCAGUGGAAAACGCUACUCAUUUCUGCAGAAGACCGAACUUUGA